AGCCGCCGGAGACCUUCGGGGGUGACCUCGUCGCCCCCUCUCCUGGCCGCGCUGCGGUCGGUCGAGGAGCACCGAACCGGGCAGCCAGCCGCGCCAUGCUGGAGGGUGACAUCGGCCUCGAGGGGCUGUCCCCCAAGGAAGCCCCCGCAGCCCAGGCCGCCGGGGCCGUGGAUGCGGAGGGCGCGCCGCCCGGCCGGCCGGGCGCACAGGCGGCCGCGAUGAGGGUCAACGAGAAGUACUCGACGCUCCCGGCCGAGGACCGCAGCGUCCACAUCAUCAACAUCUGCGCCAUCGAGGACAUCGGCUACCUGCCGUCCGAGGGCACGCUGCUGAACUCGCUGUCCGUGGACCCCGACGCCGAGUGCAAGCACGGCCUCUACUUCCGGGACGGCAGACGCAAGGUGGACUACAUCCUGGUGUACCACCCCAAGAGGCCCUCGGGCAGCAGGACCCUGGCCAGGAGGGUGCAGCACGGCGACGCGGCCCCCGCAGCCCGCGGCACCAGGCAGGACCAGCCGCUGCCGGGCAAGGGGGACGUGGGGGCGGCGGGGGGGCCCGAGCCCCCGAUGGACUACCAUGAGGACGACAAGCGUUUCCGCAGGGAGGAGUACGAGGGGAACCUCCUGGAGGCCGGCCUGGAGCUGGAGCGGGACGAGGAGACUAAAAUUCACGGGGUUGGAUUUGUAAAAAUCCACGCGCCCUGGAACGUGCUGUGCAGAGAAGCCGAGUUUUUGAAACUGAAGAUGCCGACGAAGAAGCUGUAUCACAUUAACGAGACCCGUGGCCUCCUGAAAAAGAUCAACUCCGUGCUCCAGAAGAUCACGGACCCCAUCCAGCCCAAGGUGGCAGGGCACAGACCCCAGACCACAAAGAGACUGUCCUACCCCUUCUCCCGGGAGAAGCAGCAUCUAUUUGACCUGUCUGACAAGGAUUCCUUUUUCGACAGCAAAACCCGAAGCACGAUAGUCUAUGAAAUCCUGAAAAGAACGACGUGUACCAAGGCCAAGUACAGCAUGGGGCAAGGAGAGGGAAGAAAGAAGGACUCUGCCCUUUUAAGUAAGAGGCGAAAAUGUAGUAAAUACGGUAUCACCAGCCUGCUGGCCAAUGGCGUUUACUCGGCCGCCUACCCCCUGCACGAUGGAGACUACGAAGGUGAAAACGUGGAGUUCAACGACAGAAAACUCCUGUACCAAGAGUGGGCGAGUUACGGGGUUUUCUACAAGUACCAGCCCAUCGACCUGGUCAGGAAGUACUUUGGGGAGAAGAUCGGCCUGUACUUUGCCUGGCUGGGCGUGUACACCCAGAUGCUCAUCCCCGCGUCCGUGGUGGGGAUCAUCGUCUUCCUGUACGGAUGUGCCACCGUCGACGAGAACAUCCCCAGCAUGGAGAUGUGUGACCAGAGACACAACAUCACCAUGUGCCCGCUGUGCGACAAGGCCUGCAGUUACUGGAAGAUGAGCUCAGCGUGCGCCACGGCCCGGGCCAGCCACCUCUUCGACAACCCCGCCACUGUGUUCUUCUCCGUCUUCAUGGCCCUCUGGGCCGCCACCUUCAUGGAGCACUGGAAACGGAAACAGAUGCGGCUCAAUUACCGCUGGGACCUCACCGGCUUCGAGGAAGAGGAGGAGGCCGUCAAGGACCAUCCCAGAGCCGAAUAUGAAGCCAGAGUUUUGGAGAAGUCCCUUAGGAAAGAAUCCAAAAGCAAAGAGAAGCGCCGGCAUAUUCCAGAGGAGUCAACAAACAAAUGGAAGCAGAGGGUUAAGACAGCCAUGGCGGGGGUGAAAUUGACAGACAAGGUGAAGCUGACCUGGAGAGAUCGGUUCCCAGCCUACAUCACCAACUUGGUCUCCAUUGUCUUCAUGAUUGCCGUGACCUUCGCCAUCGUCCUGGGAGUCAUCAUCUACAGGAUCUCCACCGCAGCCGCCUUAGCCAUGAACUCCUCCCCGUCCGUGCGGUCCAACAUCCGGGUCACGGUCACGGCCACCGCGGUCAUCAUCAACCUGGUGGUCAUCAUCCUCCUGGACGAGGUCUACGGCUGCAUAGCCAGGUGGCUCACCAAGAUUGAAGUCCCAAAGACAGAGAAGAGCUUCGAGGAGAGGCUGAUCUUCAAGGCUUUCCUGCUGAAGUUCGUGAAUUCCUACACCCCCAUCUUUUACGUGGCUUUCUUCAAAGGCAGGUUUGUCGGCCGCCCGGGUGACUACGUGUACAUUUUCCGUUCUUUCCGGAUGGAGGAGUGUGCCCCAGGGGGCUGCUUGAUGGAGCUCUGUAUCCAGCUCAGCAUCAUCAUGCUGGGCAAGCAGCUCAUUCAAAACAACCUGUUUGAGAUCGGCAUCCCGACAGACCCCCGUGAACGCCUGUGGCACACGAUGCCCGAGACCGGAAAGAAGGCGCAGCUGGGAGCCCAGCCCCAAGCCAUCACCGGCUCCCCUGCCUGCUUCGAGAUCCACCAACAGGAGGCAGCACCGGGCGGGAGCGGGGACCCCACGGCCUCGGGCACCAGCAGCCCACACCGGGCCCACAGCCAAGCUCGUCUGAGGCCUCCGUCACCUCUAGAGCCGCCUUCACCAAGACCACGUCCAUACAAGCGUCCCGCGGAGGCCCCCGGGCCCCGGGAGAAGCCAGCGGCCUGGCUCCCAGACGGAGGCUCCCCUGGGGCCCCACCUGCGGUGCUAACAAUGGCCACGCUCAGCCUGCCGGGCACACGCAACCUUUACCUGACCUCUCCCCGGAGCCCGGCUCUGCGCUGGCCGCGGUGCCCGAGGGCGAAGCCCCACCGCCGGCUUGCUGACCGUGAGGAUGAUGGGCAAGAGGAGGGACACGAGGCGGACCGUCCUGGACAGUGGGUCCAGCCGGCUCCCCGAGGCCCCAUGGGAGGGGACGACGGGGCUCUCGGAGACCAGGGAUGGUGGCGGGACCCCCUGGCUGCUCAGGACUGCCCCCGCCAGGCCCUUGCCAGCCCCGGCACGACAUCCGCCUUGGGGGCCACCACCACGGGGCCCCACUGUGGGGGCCGAGGGGCACAGCAACGAGCUAAUUGUCCUGCUCUCCUUGCAGUAAUCCAGUUUGGUUUUGUGACCUUGUUCGUCGCGUCCUUCCCCCUGGCCCCACUGUUCGCGCUGCUGAAUAACAUCAUCGAGAUCCGCCUGGACGCCAAAAAGUUUGUCACCGAGCUCCGCAGGCCGGUGGCUGUCAGAGCCAAAGACAUCGGAAUCUGGUACAAUAUUCUCCGAGGUGUCGGGAAGCUGGCGGUCAUCAUCAACGCGUUCGUGAUCUCCUUCACGUCCGACUUCAUCCCUCGCCUGGUGUACCUGUACAUGUACAGCCAGAACGGGACCAUGCACGGCUUCGUCAACCACACCCUCUCCUCCUUCAACGUCAGUGACUUCCAGAACGGCACGGCCCCCAACGACCCCCUGGAUCUGGGCUACGAGGUGCAGAUCUGCAGGUACAAGGACUACCGGGAGCCCCCGUGGUCGGAGCACAAGUAUGACAUCUCCAAGGACUUCUGGGCCGUGCUGGCAGCCCGGCUGGCCUUUGUCAUUGUCUUCCAGAACCUGGUCAUGUUCAUGAGUGACUUUGUGGACUGGGUCAUCCCAGACAUCCCCAAGGACAUCAGCCAGCAGAUCCACAAGGAGAAGGUCCUCAUGGUGGAGCUGUUCAUGAGGGAGGAGCAGGGCAAGCAGCGGCUGCUGGGCACGUGGAUGGAGAAGGACCGGAAGAAGGAUGAGCCCUGCAACAGUCACGGCCCCAAAGCCGGCCUGGACAGCCCCGAGUACCCCGGGGGCACCCUGUAGCUGCCCCUGGCCUCCAGGCCGCCGGGCCCCGGGGCUCCUGUGUUCGCGGAGAACCUGGAAGCCCACCUUCUGAUAGGACAACCUCUUCCUGUCUUCUUUUUCUGUUUUUUUUUUUCUCCUCGUUUUUGCACAAAACUGUUACGCAGGGAAUUUUUUUUAUCUUUAGUAUUCAAGGAUAAUCAAGAUGAUCGCUGGGGAUAGGGUGAUAACACGCGGGAAUGCGGGCGCUUUGCAGAAACACUUCUUGGGGACCGUGGGUUUCCUUUGCAGCGGAACGUGAGCAGAGGCCUCCAGAAAGCGUCUUUUCUAACCCCGCCUGACGCCUUUAGAGAGGUGAAAAGGUGUCCCGAAGCAUCGGGGCAAACGCCGUGCGGUACUGGAGGGAGAAUGGAAAAAUGAGGUUGACACCAGUCCCAGAAGGCAUCACCUGCCUCCGGGUCGGAAAAGUCCGACGGCUUUUCAUCUUCUGUUUCCGGUUAGUUCAGAAACCGAGUCACUGUGGCCAGAAAGAGGUGCCUGUGAGUUUAGAAUUUGCUCUUGGAGCACAGCAGGGCUCGGGUGUCCCCGAGGAAGCAGGUGACCCGCACCUCCGGGGUCCCCACCCCCAC
Molecule: messenger RNA, 4402 nt
Organism: Neofelis nebulosa (Clouded leopard)
Lineage: Eukaryota; Metazoa; Chordata; Mammalia; Carnivora; Felidae
Gene: ANO1
Product: anoctamin 1
Exons: 29
Coding region: 96-3794 (1232 amino acids)
Biological process (GO): chloride transmembrane transport
Cellular component (GO): plasma membrane
Molecular function (GO): chloride channel activity; protein dimerization activity
Source: RefSeq, a predicted model, not a curated record